Bombina bombina (fire-bellied toad) is the source of this 3327-nucleotide messenger RNA. Its product is annotated as cytosolic carboxypeptidase-like protein 5. The coding region runs from base 1 to 2694 and encodes 897 amino acids. The transcript is spliced from 16 exons. Lineage: Eukaryota; Metazoa; Chordata; Amphibia; Anura; Bombinatoridae. Gene Ontology annotation, molecular function: metallocarboxypeptidase activity; zinc ion binding. The record is from RefSeq and is a predicted model, not a curated record. Gene Ontology annotation, biological process: protein deglutamylation; proteolysis.
AUGAAACCACCUUAUGCCGCAUCCUGGUUUUAUUUCAGUGUGCGCGGUGGGGCCCCAGGGAAACUUCUCAAAAUUAACAUAAUGAAUAUGAACAAACAGAGUAAACUCUAUUCCCAGGGUAUGGCCCCAUUUGUCCGAACUGUGCCCAUCCGGUCUCGCUGGGAGCGUAUCAGAGAGAGGCCAACGUUUGAGAUGAUAGAAAACCAGUUUGUUUUGUCUUUUGUCCAUCGGUUUCUGGAGUGUCGAGGUGCCACUACCUACUUCGCAUUCUGCUUUCCCUUCUCAUAUGAGGAAAGUCAGGAGAUGCUGGCCGGGCUGGAUGACCGCUUUACUGACUGCAGACACAUGGGUCCUGGCAGUAACACUGAAUCCAUUUACUACCAGCGGGAGUUGCUCUGCCACUCUCUGGAUGCCCUCCGUGUGGACCUUCUAACCAUCAGUUCUUGUCACGGGAUGAUAGAGGAGCGAGAGCCUCGAUUGGAUAAGCUGUUCCCAGAUCGCUCCACUCCUCGCCCAUACCGCUUCCCUGGAAAGAGGGUGUUUUUCUUGAGCAGCCGAGUUCAUCCCGGGGAAACACCAUCCAGCUUUGUGUUUAACGGCUUUCUGGAGUUCAUUUUACGACAGGAUGAUCCCCGCGCUGCCAUGUUAAGGCAGUUGUUUGUCUUCAAACUCAUCCCUAUGCUGAAUCCUGACGGGGUAGUUAAAGGGCAUUACAGAACCGAUACCAGAGGUGUCAACCUUAACAGACAGUAUCUUAAUCCAGAUUUUGAGUUGCAUCCAUCUGUUUAUGGUGUUAAAUCUGUUCUCCUGUACCAUCAUGUUCAUAAUCGUGUUUGCCUAAAUGAACCUGACGCAAGGAACGCUGAGCCUCAAAUGAACUCCAAACCCCCUUAUUCCUCCAAUACUUCUAACCAUUCCCUAAAUGAGACCUCACUGUCUUCUGAGGAUUCCUUGUCUGACCUUGAGAAAAAAAAUAACCUCCUGAACAUUAUAGAGAGAGAGGUUCCUUAUAUCUCCUCCUCGCUGGAUAUAAUGCAGCCAGCGAAGGCUUCAACAAAAACUGAUCCUAGCAUGAAGGAAGAGGAUGUGUGGAUCUUGGGUCCAGGGGGGGAUGGUGGACAGGAAAAUCUGUGGAACAGUUUCUUACAGUCAGACUCCUCACAGAACAUUCCCCCUCAGGAGAGUGGCAUCGCAUUUUACGUGGACUUGCACGGUCACGCCUCAAAAAGAGGCUGUUUCAUGUAUGGAAACUAUUUUACCCAAGAGAACGACCAGGUGGAGAACUUACUCUAUCCAAAGCUCAUCUCGUUGAACUCUGCGCAUUUUGAUUUCACGGGAUGUAACUUCUCUGAGAAGAACAUGUACGCCAAAGACAAGAGGGACGGGCAGUCUAAGGAAGGCAGUGGCCGUGUAGCCAUACACAAAGCCACAGGGAUUAUCCACAGUUACACAUUGGAAUGCAAUUACAAUACAGGUCGCUGUGUCAACACAAUCCCUACAGCAUGUCACGACAAUGGCCGGGCGAGCCCUCCGCCGCCUCCUGCAUUUCCUCCCAAAUACACCACCGAUCUGUUUGAGCAGAUUGGUAGAGCUGUGGCCAUCUCGGCCUUAGAUAUGGAAGAUUGCAACCCCUGGUCCAGACUCAUAAUGUCAGAGUACAACAACCUGACAAACGUACGUGCCUGGAUGCUGAAGCACGUGCGCAAUACCAAGGGAAUUAUUGCCGGCGCGUCCAAGAAAAAAGGCAUGAAGACCCCACCUAAGGCCUGCAAUUUGGCAUCCAUAGCAUUGUCUGAGAACAGUCUGAUCCGAGCAAGGAGCUACAGCAAUGGAACCACAAGCAGUAGCAGCAGCCAGCAGACCUCUCCACAGAUCAAGCCAACAUCUAGCUUUUCAUUUAUCUGCGGCAAGUCCUCUGGCUUUGGCAACACCAGUCAGAGCCAGCCUAAGACCACACUCAAGAAUCUGGGAACAGUGAGAGAAACAAAAGCUCAAGACAAGAGGCGCCAGCAUCACCAAUCCUUACUACGCGCUGUUGUCCACAGUCCCACCAGAGGGCAGCACAACUCUCACAUCCCUCAUCUGACCCCAUCCGUCAGCUUGGGGUGUCCUAGGAUGUCAUCACAACAGAAGCUGUCCUGUUCCCUCCCUGCCUCUCUCAGCAUGUCAGGCACUGGGAUCACUGGCUUUUCACCAGCAAACAAAAUGAAGGACACAAAUACAUUCAAGAAGAGUUUCCGGGAAGCGGAGUCCACCAAGCACCAAGUGCGAGCUGAAUACGGAAUGGCUCUAUUACAGAAUUUCCAUAAAAGAGGAAACACCCAUAAAGACAUGGAGUACUCCAGAUCAUUGGAGAAAAUGGGAUUGCGUCCCAGCAGGAUCCCAAUUAGGAAAAAUACUCUCCUACACCCUCAGGGCCUGCUACAUGUUGGUGGCAGUGACACGCCCUUACUGAGAGUAUGGAAAUACACUACUGACCCGUCUUUGGAGAGCUGCACACUCACAGAUCUGGCUACAGUAACUUCCAGCUUGUCAGUGUGCUCGGUGCCACUUCUUAGGUCCAAGCUUGAGGAGCCCCUCUUUAUCUGCAAAUCAACACAAGAGCUCAGUGAUCAGAAUUUUCCAAAUGUCUCACCGGACACUACACAUCUUUCCACAUACCCGAGUGUUCUGACCUUCUGUUCAGAGGCAUAAAGGGCAGCGUCACCAUUCGAUCUUCUCAGACCAACGCAUUUCACUCACCCACCUAAAUGGUGCUACGUAUAUGAAGUUCGCUGCAGUGAAGAUAACAGGAACUGGGCACUUUUUAUACUUUAUUUUACCGUUUUCCUUUAUUUUUACACAAGACGUGGGCUACAUAGAACUGUCCUAUUUUUUCAUGUCAUGUACACGCAAUAUAUGAGCGAGACCUCAAGUAAGCCACAGACAGGCAUUACUACAUUCAGAGUUUUGUACCAUUCUCUGUUUCAAGUAAACUCGAGUCGCUUUGUAUUUUUAUCAAAUAAUGUGCUAGUGCUCUCACAAUCUGAUAUGGAAUUUUUCACGUGAUAGCCACUCUUGUUCAACUAAAUAAAUAUGUACUAACUUUUCAACAAUAUACAUUUUCUAUCCGGGGAACAAGAACAGAUAGAUGUUACUACUUUCUAAAUUAUUUAUACACUUGGACACUGUAAAUAGUUGUUUGAAGACACGUUUGGUAUUUUUAAUGUUUUUAAUGUUUUAUGCUGUUUUAUGGUUUUGACUCUUUACUGUACUCCUGCAGUGGCGGGAUUAAUGGAAUAUGUUUAAUACAAAGGUGCAGUGCAAAUAAAAAAUAUUUCAAUUGUU